Molecule: messenger RNA, 1777 nt
Organism: Oryza sativa Japonica Group (Japanese rice)
Lineage: Eukaryota; Viridiplantae; Streptophyta; Magnoliopsida; Poales; Poaceae
Molecular function (GO): DNA binding
Source: RefSeq, a predicted model, not a curated record
AAGGAGGCCCAUCCUCUUGUGGGCCGACAAUGUAGCUAGUAGGACCAUCAUCUCGUGGGCUUAGACGAGCACACGAACGAGGAGAAGGGAUAAGGUCAUCGUCCUCUCAUCCCCAUUCGCACUCGCGCACCUUCUUUCUUGGUCGACGAUGUGGCUGCUCUCCUCCUCUCCUCCCUGCUCGCUUCAUCCCGCAUCUCUCCCGCCCUCACUUGAUUUGUUCUUUUGUUCUUUUUGAAGCAUCUUCCCAUCCCAGGUGAUUCGAAACAGCAACAGAGUGCUGCGGUGCAAGGCCGCAAAACCAUGGCGGCGGCCGUCCAUUGUGCUAGGGUGGUGCCUUCUAUGACCUCUGAGUAUGGUGCUGGCUCAUCUUCAAGAAUCAAAUUCUCAUACUAUAAGUACUGUGCAGCGUUGGAGUUAGUUCUACAACAAAACAGAUUUCGAGAACACAAUCGAUUAAUCCACUAUCGGGAAUUCAUUUUGCCGCGGUCAUCAUUGAAACAAGAAGCUUACAAACAUUUGGUCCAUGACAUGGAUGAACACUGUUCCCAUCAUUCCUCUUGCUUACAGCCAUCGACAAGAAAGAGGGAUGUGAAGAAGCUAGUGCAAGAACAUUCACCUUGUCAGCCAUCAACUCUACAGGCUGAUGCUUAUACUACUGGUUUGUCGAUGAAGGAAAUUGAAAGAAGACGGAAGAUUGGUGCAGCGAACAAGGGAAAGGUUCCCUGGACAAAGGGGAGGAAACUAAGCAAAGAGCACAAGGAACUCAUCAAGCGAAGGACUACCGAGGCUCUUAGAGAUCCCAAGGUUAGGAAGAAAAUGCUAGGACAUCGACAAUUGCAUAGACAAGCAAGCAAAGACAAAAUAGGUGCUGCAUUGAGAAAGAUCUGGGAGAGGCGAAUGGUGGCUGUCAAAGCAAGACAGGAGGUUCUUCGCAUAUGGUCAAAUAGCAUUGCAGAAGCAGCAAAAUAUGGUGACUACUGCCAAGAUAAGCUGGAUUGGGAUAGCUAUGACAGGAUAAAGUCUGAGAUGAUAUCAAUGUUCCUAUGGAAUAAAGAGAGGGAAAGAAUAAUGAAGAAGCUUGAAAAGGCAGAGGCGAAAAUUGUAGCCAAGAAGCUUCAGGCAGCAGAGAGAAGUAAACUACAAACUAGAGGGAUAAAAAAGCUGCAACAUCAGAAGUUGGUUCUGCGAAAAUCAGAUGCUCAGCCGACACGAGUGGUAGUAUCUACAAGACCAAAACUCAAGGAGAGAUUAACCAAGUGGCAUGAUCGAAAAAAGGAACUUGAGACCAUGAUAAGUUCAAGGACAAGGAAAGGAGUUGGAUUGCGAAGAUCAACGCCGAGGCGAAAGGCAGCAGAAAGGCGAGCAGAAGUGGAUUUGGUGGAGGAGCUGCGCAUAACUUGCAAAGACAGGCUUCCUCGCGAAAUCCACCACCAAGGCGAAACACAACCCUGAGCAAUUGCCAUGUCCAGGGAGUGGCUAUAACGCGGUUUUUAUGCUAGAGAAGGGUUCAUGCCAUGCCAGCAUCAAUGGUGCAGUGAAGGCAUAUCAUUACUCUUGAGGAUGACCAGCGUAUGUGAUAUUCUGUUUCACGGUUUUGUUUCCAGGGGUCAAUGUGUAUCAAGUGUCAUGUACUGGCUCUUCAGUUUUGUUAUCAUUGUUCUUGUUCUUGAUUUUUAAGUCCCAAUUAAUACUGUCAUUGCUAAUGUGAAGUCUCCUGUCGAUUGAUUUGAUAAAAACAUGAUUCGGUGGGGUAACUAUUAGUAGUGGUAUUGAUCAA